AUGAUUAUGGGGAGAUCCGACGACCUUGAAAAUGCGGAGUUCUUCCCCAUGACCCGCCGAAGAUCCACGUCCGGCGCAUCGUUCCGAUCUUCCACCGAUUCAGGGUUGUCCGUCGAUACAGCCUACCUUGAGAACAACGAACAUAACAAUUUCGCGAAUGGCACAUCGGGAGUGACGGACGAGACAAAAUAUCGCGAUGUGGAGGAUGGGGAAGCAGAUGUCGACGAGCCAUUCCUUCCUACCUCGUCCAGGAAGCCUGCUCGGGAAGUCGCACGCGGCAGAUAUUCUGGGCGCCGGACAAGUCCCCAAACAGCCUCUGAGACCCUGCAGCAAGAGGAGUCAGGUUCGGGGAGCACAAGCGCCGGAAGGCCUGUGACACUCCAACAAGUCCUGACAGGGUCGUGGAAUCCUCGGUCUCACGCUAUCUCAUGGAUUGCUGGUCCAGAUGGGGAAGAUGGGCUAUUGGUGCAGAGGGCAGAGGUUGGUAAACAGGGCUAUUUACGGGUUGACGAUAUUCGCAGCCAGGAAGGCGACGAUGUUGACAGUCAGAGCAGUAGAAUCUUAAUGAAUAAGGCUGUCGUACAAGCCAACGGGGAGACCCUGAUGCCGACAUUCACAUGGCCUAGUCCAGACCUGAAUAAGGUGUUACUCAUGUCGAGCCAUGAGAAGAACUGGAGAUACUCGUUCACGGGAAAAUAUUGGAUCUUUGACGUGGCGACCCAAACGGCUCAGCCACUAGAUCCCAGCGUUCCGGACGGAAGAGUGCAACUUGCGCUGUGGUCUCCGAGUUCAGAUGCUGUAGUUUUCGUGAGAGACAAUAAUAUGUACUUGCGAAAACUGUCUUCGGAAAGUGUCGUUUCCAUUACCAAGGACGGGGGCGAGGACCUUUUCUAUGGUGUCCCCGAUUGGGUAUACGAAGAAGAAGUCAUUACGGACAAAAGCGUAACGUGGUGGUCAAAUGAUGGGAAAUACGUUGCCUUCCUUCGAACCAACGAGUCCGCUGUUCCGGAAUUCCCGGUCCAAUACUUCGUGUCAAGACCCUCGGGGAAACGACCUCCUCCGGGACUCGAGAACUAUCCAGAGGUCAGGCAGAUCAAGUACCCUAAAGCUGGGUCUCCGAACCCGGUAGUCAACUUGCUGUUCUAUGAUGUCGAGAAAGACGAGGUAUUCCCGGUCAACGUUCCUGACGACUUCCCUGAUGAUGAUCGUAUCAUCAUCGAGGUGUUAUGGGCUUCUGAAGGAAAGGUCAUUGUCCGUGCCACAAACCGAGAAAGCGACGCGGUAAAGAUCUUCCUGAUUGACACGAAAGCGAGAACAGGAAAGCUGGUUAGAUUCGAAGAUAUCGCCAAUCUUGACGGUGGCUGGGUUGAACCUUCCCAUUAUACCAAAUUCAUCCCCGCAGACCCCAGUAACGGACGACCAGAUGAUGGUUACAUCGACACAGUCAUUCAUGAUGGAUACGAUCAUCUAGCUUACUUCACGCCUCUUGACAAUCCGAAUCCUACCAUGCUCACCACAGGAGAGUGGGAAGUCGUGGAAGCACCAUCAGCCGUGGACUUGCGCAGGGGAAUCGUUUACUUUGUUGCUACAAAGGAGUCUCCGACGCAGCGACACGUAUACCGGGUCCAGCUUGACGGUUCAAAUCUUCAACCCUUGACCGACACCUCUAAACCCGGCUUCUAUGAUGUAUCCUUCUCUGAUGGCGCCGGAUAUGCGUUGCUUAGCUACAAUGGGCCGUCUGUACCAUGGCAAGCCAUCAUCAACACCCAGGGCGACGAGAUCACGUUCGAGAAAACUAUCGAGGAGAACUCCAGACUGGCUUCAAUGGUGGAAACAUUUGCUCUUCCCACUGAAGUCUACCAAAACGUAACCAUUGAUGGCUUCACGCUUCAGCUCGUUGAGCGCCGCCCACCACACUUUAAUCCUGCUAAGAAGUACCCCGUGGUCUUCCAGCUGUAUAACGGCCCGACUUCACAGAGAGUGGACCGCAAGUUCACGAUCGACUUCCAAUCUUAUAUCGCCUCCAACCUAGGAUAUAUUGUUGUCACCCUCGACGCCAGGGGCACAGGAUACAGCGGACGGAAAGUGAGAUGCGCAGUCCGGGGAAAUCUAGGAUAUUACGAAGCGUACGAUCAGAUCACCACCGCGAAAAUGUGGGCUAAGAAACCCUACGUGGACGAGACGCGGAUGGCAAUUUGGGGCUGGAGCUACGGUGGAUUCAUGACUCUAAAGGUCCUCGAACAAGACGCCGGUGAAACAUUCCAGUAUGGCAUGGCCGUCGCCCCCGUCACGGACUGGCGGUUCUAUGACUCGGUCUACACAGAACGAUACAUGCAUACACCAGAACAUAACCCCUCCGGUUACGAGAACUCGAGCAUCACCAACGUGUCUGCACUCUCCGAAGCCACGCGCUUCCUGCUUAUACACGGCGCCUCAGACGACAAUGUACAUAUCCAGAACACCUUAACAUUCGUCGACAAGCUGGACUUGUCCAAUGUACAAAACUACGACAUGCACUUCUACCCCGACUCCGAUCAUAACAUCUACUUCCACAACGCGCAUUUCAUGAUAUACGAGCGUCUAUCUAACUGGCUCGUCAACGCAUUCAACGGCGAAUGGCACCAGAUUGCAAAUCCCGUUCCUGAGGAUUCGAUCUGGGAUAGUGUUAAACGUUCUGUGCCAGUACUUACGCAUUGA
Molecule: messenger RNA, 2697 nt
Organism: Aspergillus nomiae NRRL 13137
Lineage: Eukaryota; Fungi; Ascomycota; Eurotiomycetes; Eurotiales; Aspergillaceae
Gene: dapB
Product: dipeptidyl aminopeptidase dapB
Exons: 4
Coding region: 1-2697 (898 amino acids)
Biological process (GO): proteolysis
Molecular function (GO): dipeptidyl-peptidase activity; serine-type peptidase activity
Source: RefSeq, a predicted model, not a curated record